AUGUACGUUCGGGCCCCGCUUUACAGCGUUUUUCUAACAGCAGUUUUCAAUUUUACCCAUUCUUCAUUUAUUCAGACUUCUUACAAUAAAUAUAUUCACCACGGACUAAAAGUUAAGAAUGAAAAUAUUUUAAGAGAAAGGGAGGUGAUGACGUCACAACACAAGAUGUCGUUCUUCGGAGGCAACCCGUUUGGCACCCCUGUAGGCCAGAAGAUAGAACAGGCAACAGCAGAAACUCUACCAUCAGAAGACUGGGGACUUAAUUUGGAAGUAUGUGAUAUGGUCAAUGAGUCGGAAGAUGGCCCACGGGAUGCCAUUAAAGCCAUCAGGAAGCGUCUCGCCACCCAGCCUAAGAACUAUACUGUUGUCAUGUACACAUUAACAUUGUUGGAGUCGUGUGUCAAGAACUGUGGGAAGCGAUUCCAUGUUCACGCUUGCAGUAAGGACUUUGUGCAAGACUUAGUGAAGCUUAUUGGUCCAAAGAAUGAGCCUCCCGCUGCUGUACAAGAGAAAGUUCUCCUCCUCAUCCAAUCCUGGGCAGAUGCCUUUCGUCACCAGCCUGAGCUCUCUGGUGUUAGUCAGGUGUAUGCAGAGCUUAAGCAUAAAGGUGUUGAAUUUCCUAUGACAAAUUUGGACACAAUGGCUCCCAUCAUCACACCCCAGCGAACGACUACAGCUCCAGAGCCACGUCCUCCUCGUGUGCCUCAGGGUACUGUGACUUCUCCUCGUCGCCAAAACCCCCACCAACCUACACCCACUCCUGCUGCCCCAGUUUCUUUGACUGCUGAACAACGAGCCAAGUUGCAUAGUGAACUGGAUGUUGUGGAAUCAAAUGCUAAAGUCUUGGGAGAAAUGCUAGGAGAACUCAGCCCGGGAAAGGAGCACCAAGAAGAUUUACAGUUGUUACAGGAGCUUCAUGCAACUUGUAGAGCGAUGCAGCAGCGAGUGGUUGAACUUGUGGGAAGGGUCAGCGACGACAUUCUCACCGCCGAUCUUUUACGUAUUAAUGAUGAUCUUAAUAACCUCUUCCUUAGAUAUGAUCGCCACAUGAACAAGGUAAAAGGCCUCAGUAGUCCCACCAAGUCUCCACAGCCACUCCACACACAACCCCAACAGACUUCAGAACCACAGCGACCUCCACAACCACAAGAAGUGUCUUUAAUAGACCUUGCUGAUGAACCCCCCUCUGCACAGCUGGCCUCUCUCACUGUAGGAAACUCCCCAAAAGCAAAGAAAAAUGAAGAUGCUGACUUCGAUAUGUUUGCACAGUCACGAACAGCUACUUACGAAAACACUAAAACUAGUGGCAGCACGUACCAGGACAACAGUGAGAUAGAUGUUUCAUCUGUGUCUCUUGGCCGCACAGCACAGCUCAGACUUAAUCCAUAAAUCAGUGAAGUGAUGGGUGAGAGAACAGACGAAGCAUGGUUGUCACCCUUGGCUCACCCAAGCCCACAAACACCUGUGUGUUGCUUAACAAAGUCUUUCCAUUUCCCCUUAAUGGCUACUCUAGCCUGAAUAUUCUGCUUGCCACAAAUUUCAGCUGAAUACACUGCACCAUCGUAGAUGUUUUUAACUAGCUUGAUACACUGCCCCUCUCAUCAUAUGCCAAUCAAAUAUCCCUCCAGACCACUCCUUUUUUUUUGUUUAUACUUUUGGAUGCUGCUGUCUGCAGAGUUUGUUUUUACUUGUUACUCAGUUACAUCCCUUUAUAUAGCAUAUAUACUUUCCUGGGAAACAUCUUAACCACACCUUAGUUUUACCAAAAUUACAUACAGUCCAUGCAUCACAUAUUCUUCCCAAGUAACAAGCAAACCCUGUUUACUCUUAAAAUUGUAUUUCCCCUAUUAUAGUAUAGCAUAGCUUCUUGCACUUAACAGUAAAAUUUCAAGAGGCUUUAAAAUAAGUGAUGUUUUUCUGUUGUACAUUUUUGAUCAAACAUUUUGUGUAUCCCAACACUUAUUACACUAUUUACUCAUUGUUCAUGCACAGUACAGGUCAGCCAUCACUAAUCUGGCAAUCAGUUAUCCGGUUCCAUCAGUAAUCUGGCACUAAUUUCGGCUACCAUAAUUUCAAAUUUUAUCAUUAUACCGACUCAAAUUUCAUCAUUAUACUGACUCAGAAAUUGUGCAGAUGGUUGUAAAUCCACAGCAGCAAGCCAGUGGAGGAGAAAGCAGUGAUGAAAAUGAGGAAGAUGUAGCAGAAAGAGUAUUGAUAGGUUAAUUAAGUGUAUUCUAACCUAACCACUUUGUAAUCCAGCAAACUCGCUAAUCCAGCACACUACAGGUCCCAAUGAUGCCAGAUUAGUGAUGGCCAACCUGUAUAUGAUGAAGGCAUUCUUGUGACAGUUUAAUGUGAAGAGGAUGCAGAGUAUUUGGAAUUGCAUGUUCUGAAAGGCAUAAAUAUGUACUUGUUGAAAUUGCAUUUUAAAAAAUGCUUGUAUUAUACGUAGUUCAUUUAACUGGGACAACAUACAUGAGAACGACAGUGUGAUAAGGAUGAUUAUAUAAAUAUGGCACAGAAAAGCCUUUAAUACGAUUUGUUCCUUUUUAACAUGGCAAUGAUCUUGAACCCUUGUAAAUUUUGGCUAAUGAAAGCAUGUACAGUAGUACAGUUUUAACAAAAAUUAAAAAAAAAAAAGAUAUAAUUUAGCCUUCUGCAGUCAACUUUGUUAAUCUAAUUAUAAUGUAUAUAUUGUGCAAGUAAAUAUGACUAAUUAUGCCUUGUAGUCUCUUCAUUUUGACAGCGUGCUGGCUAAUUAAGGAAAUAAAGGUUUGAGGGAUCUAAGCCAAUCAGUGUUAUGAUUCAUAAAUUAAUGUUGAUAUUAUCACUCAGAUUCUGUAGCCCUUCUUUGUGAUUGUAUGUCUUAUAGACAGUGUAUCCCAUUACAUUUACAAAUGUUACUUCUUUCUUUUCUUUCAACACACCAGCCGUAUCCCACCGAGGCAGGGUGGCCCUAAAGGAAAAACGAAAGUUUCUCCUUUACAUUCAGUAAUAUAUACAGGAGAAGGUUACUAGCCCCUUGCUCCCGGUAUUUUAGUCGCCUCUUACAACACGCAUGGCUUACGGAGGAAGAAUUCUGUUCCACUUUCCCAUGGAGAUAAGAGGAAAUAAACAAGAAUAAGAACUAGAAAGAAAAUAGAAGAAAACCCAGAGGGGUGUGUAUAUAUAUGCUUGUACAUGUAUGUGUAGUGUGACCUAAGUGUAAGUAGAAGUAGCAAGACGUAACUGAAAUCUUGCAUGUUCAUGAGACAGAAAAAAAAGGACACCGGCAAUCCUACCAUCAUGUAAAACAAUUACAGGCUUUCGUUUUACACUCACUUGGCAGGACGGUAGUACCUCCCUGGGCGGUUGCUGUCUACCAACCUACUACCUAGGACAAAUGUUACUUAUAGCCCAUAAUUCGAUAUUAACCUUUUGUCACAUCAAAAAAAAAAAAAUAAUAAAAAAAAAAAAAAAAAAAGGCAUACAAAAAUAGCAAAGUAAAAUUUGGCAAAAC
This is a messenger RNA of Cherax quadricarinatus, 3499 nucleotides long. Its product is annotated as TOM1-like protein 2. NCBI's taxonomy places the organism in Eukaryota, Metazoa, Arthropoda, Malacostraca, Decapoda, Parastacidae. Gene Ontology annotation, cellular component: endosome; membrane. Gene Ontology annotation, molecular function: phosphatidylinositol binding; ubiquitin binding; clathrin binding. Gene Ontology annotation, biological process: signal transduction. The record is from RefSeq and is a predicted model, not a curated record.